Candida albicans SC5314 is the source of this 513-nucleotide messenger RNA. RefSeq names its product mitochondrial 37S ribosomal protein mS41. The transcript has a single exon. Bases 1 to 513 code for a protein of 170 amino acids. The record is from RefSeq and is a predicted model, not a curated record. Lineage: Eukaryota; Fungi; Ascomycota; Pichiomycetes; Serinales; Debaryomycetaceae. Gene Ontology annotation, cellular component: mitochondrion.
AUGUUUAGGACACUUCUUUCAUCUACUGUGCGUUCAAUUCAAUUAAAGCCAGUGACAUCUACCCUUUCCACCACUAUUCCAUCAAUAACAUCUAUUCCCACUGUAUCCUAUUUUUCAACGUCACCAAUAAACUAUAAAACCAAUACCUCGACUAGAACUAAAGAGAAUGUUCAUGACUUGACGACAUUCUUAACCUUAAUUGGUCGUAAUAGCAUUGAAUACAAAGAUUUAUUUGAAGAUGAUUUAAAUAAAUUUUUAUCAACUACUUCAGCACAAAUGAAAAAUAUGGGUAUUGAUACUAGAGCAAGAAGAUAUUUAUUACGAUGGAGACAUAAGUUUCUUAAUGAUUUGGAACCAUUAAGAGAGCAUAAAUUGGGUAAGAAAAGAAACGGUGGUGAAAGAAAGGCUAAAACUGUUAUUGCUAAAAGACAAGCUUUGGAACGUUUGGAAGAAAAAGAAAAAUGGGCUCAAGAAGAAUUGGAAGCUGAAAAGAGAGGUGAAAGAUUGUUUUAG